AUGGAAUGCCGCUUGCUAAAGAUAUUUCUUGGAGCCUUGGUCGCUGAAACGACAGGCGUUGCAAACUCUCUGAACCAGCUACCGGCUGCAAGCGACGUGGCGAACCUUGGGGAAACUGAGAUUGAAUCAUCAGCCGAUGCAUUGCAUCCACUGCGCAAAGUCGAAACUGUGACCGGUGACCAGCACAGGCUUCGGCCAAGCGAAUCAGCAAGGAAUGUCCAGCUGCAGAAUUAUUCUGCCAUACAGGAAGAGGGUGCCUUAGCGGCUCGUACGACCUAUGUUUCUGCCUCACAGGACCAAAACGCGCAGCCGCCUGAAGCAAACGCGCCAUGGAGCGUGAAGACCGUCGCUAUACCCAGUCAGACUUGCCCGACAUGCUGCCGCGGUUCUUUCCUAGAGAUGUGUCCCAGCCAAGUGCCGGGUGACCCGUGUGCCAGUCAGCUCACAUGCUCGGGCUAUCACAGGUGCUCCGGUGCUGCGAAUGGCUUCGUGCAAUGCCAGCCCAAGCCCGGUUCGGAAGUUAUUUGCCAGACCGGGCCAAACUGCUUGCCCGAGUGUAUCGGGAGCCACGUCGGCAAAGAGGGCGACGAUUGCGCCCUGCAGUCUUUGACUGAAUGCGAAGGUCAUUACGUCCGGCGAGGGUCGCGAGCCGUCCAGUGCAAAGUGAGCAGGGGUGGCAAUCCAAGUGGAGCUGAUAUAUGUGAGAACUCUUUCCUCUGUGGGACGUGA
Symbiodinium necroappetens is the source of this 729-nucleotide messenger RNA. The record is from the annotation of a GenBank genome assembly. Lineage: Eukaryota; Dinophyceae; Suessiales; Symbiodiniaceae.